Messenger RNA from Mus musculus (house mouse), 2179 nucleotides. RefSeq names its product predicted gene, 36298. Bases 110 to 1171 code for a protein of 353 amino acids. The record is from RefSeq and is marked validated. Lineage: Eukaryota; Metazoa; Chordata; Mammalia; Rodentia; Muridae. The transcript has 4 exons.
CUCUCUCUGUUCCUUUGCGUUGCAAGCAGGCUGAAAGCUUGGUGUGAUGUGUUUUGAUCUCUGCUGCCAGGGGCCUUAGGGCAUUGCCAGCGAUCUACAACGUGGCGACAUGAAUGCAGUGACUUAUGAGGACGUGCAUGUGAACUUCACUCAAGAGGAGUGGGCUCUGCUGGAUCCUUCUCAGAAGAAGCUCUACAAAGAUGUCAUGCUGGAGACCUUCAGGAACCUCAAUGCUAUAGGCUUUAAUUGGGAAGCCCAAAAUAUUGAAGAAUAUUGUCAAAGUUCUAGAAGACACAGAAGGUGUGAAAGGAGUCAGAGUGCAGAGAAACCCUCUGAAUAUACUCAAUGUGGUAAAGCCUUUGCUUUACAUGAUCACAGUCAUGCCCAAAGGCAUGAAAGGAUUCAUACAGAAAAGAUCCCCUCUGUAGUUAUUCACUGUGUCAAAGAUUUUUUACCUUACACAAGUCUCCGAGUACAUAAAAGAACACAAACUGGACAGAAACCCUAUGAAUGUAAUCAAUGUGGUAAAGGAUUUGCAACGCCCAGUCAUCUUAAAAGGCAUGAAAGAAUUCAUACUGGAGAGAAACCCUUCAUAUGUAAUGAAUGUGAUAAAGCCUUUUCACAGAAACGUAGUCUCCAAACACAUAUAAGAAUGCAUACUGGAGAAAAACCCUACAAAUGUAAUCAAUGUGAUAAAGCCUUUUCCCAAUACGGUCAUCUCCAAAUUCAUAGAAGCACACAUACUGGAGAGAAACCCUUCAAAUGUGAUGAAUGUGAUAAAGCCUUUUCAAAACACUUUCACCUCCAAAAUCAUAAAAGAACACAUACUGGAGAGAAGCCUUACAAAUGUAAUCAAUGUGAUAAAGCCUUUUCACAACACACUAAUCUUCACAUUCAUAGAAGAACACAUACCGGAGAGAAACCCUUCAAAUGUAAUGAAUGUGAUAAAGCCUUUUCCCAAUUUGGUAAUCUCCAAAUUCAUAUAAAAACACAUACUGGAGAUAAACCCUACAAAUGUAAUCAAUGUGAUAAAGCCUUCUCCCAGAAACGUAGUCUCCAAACACAUAUAAGAAUACAUACUGGAGAAAAACCCUACAAAUGUAAUCAAUGUGAUAAAGCCUUUUCCCAAUACGGUCAUCUCUAUUUUCAUAGAAGAAUACAUACUGGAUAGAAAACCUUCAAAUGUAUUGAAUGUGAUAAACCGUUUUCAACACAAUUUUGCUUCCAAAAUCAUAAAAGAACACAUACUGGAGAGAAGCCGUACAAAUGUAAUCAAUGUGACAGCCUUUUCACAACACAGUUAUCUUCAAAUUCAUAGAAGAAGACAUACAGGAGAGAAACCGUUCAAAUGUAAUCAAUGUGAUAAAGCCUUUUCUGAGAAUCGUCAUCUCCAAACACAUACAAGGAUACAUCCUGGAGAAAAACCCUACUAAUGUAAUCAAUGUGAUAAAGCCUUUUCCCAAUACAGUAAUCUGCACAUUCAUAGAAGAACACAUACUGUAGAGAAACCCUACAAAUGUAAUGAAUGUGAUAAAGCCUUUUCCCAAUUUAUUCAUCUCCAAAUUCAUAGAAGUACACAUAUAAGAGAGAAACCCUUCAAAUGUAAUGAAUGUGAUAAAACCUUUUCAAAACACUUACCUCCAAAAUCAUAAAAGAACACAUACUGGAGAGAAGCCUUACAAAUGUAAUCAAAGUGACAAAGCCUUUCACAACACAGUUAUCUUAAAAUUCAUAGAAGAAGAUAUACAGGAGAUAAAUCCUACAAAUGGAAUCAGUGUGACAAAGCCUUUUCCCAACCUUGUAACCUCCAAUCCGUAGAAUAAUUUAUACUGGAGUGAAAUCUUAUGAAUGUAAUGAAUGUAACAAAAAGCCUUUUCCCAUCAUUAUAAUCUACAAAUUCAUAAAGGACAUACUAGAGAGAAACGUUACAAGUUUAAUUAGUGUGUGAAAGUCUUUUCAAAUCAUGGUCAUCUUCAAAAGAAUAAAAGAAUACAUACUGGAGGGAAAAGCUACAAAAUGGAAAUGGAUGUGAGCAACCUUUUUACAACACCAUCAUUUCUGAAUGUAUAAGUGAACGUACUGAAGAGAAAGACUGUGAAUGUGAUCAUACUCUUAAUCAUCAUGAACAUAUUUGUAGGGGCCAGAAUCCUUCUGAGUAUAAGCAAUGUGGUAAAACCUA